AUGAACAUUGUGACACGAAUUCCUCUACUCGCUUUGGAGGUUAGUGGCCACGGCGUUCCUUGGCUAGCUAUCCCCAUACUGCUUUUCCUUUGCAAAACCCACCUCUCGGCAACCUCGGCGGCCCUCAUGCUCAAUUUUCUAGCCCUUACAGUUCUAGACCUUCUUGUCAUUCUCAUUCUCAAGCCACUCUUUCGAAGGUCACGCCCUGUUUACAAUACUGGCAUUGGCCAUGUAACACUUCACGCCGUUGAUCAAUUCUCUUUCCCUUCUGGGCACUCGACAAGAGGCGGGUUUCUGUCAUCCUUUGUGUGUUAUUCGCAGUACUACUACUCUGCCGGCCUUGUUUCGUGGGCUGUGUCCCCGAUUUUUACUGCGUUUGCCAUUGUUUGGGGACUGGCAAUCUGUAUGUCUCGAGUGGCUCUCGGCAGGCAUCAUAUCUUAGACGUCGUCGCAGGGUGCAUGCUAGGUCUUUCUUAUGUUUAUGCAUGGCAACAUUUCUGGAUUGGGGAGGUGAUGGCAAGCGAUCUGCGAAACGAUCUUCGUUCGACUUUUUUUUCAACUGCAGUGACUUAUUUUCCAAAAAUGGCCUCCGGAUUCGAAUAUCCAUCCUCAUGA
This is a messenger RNA of Chondrus crispus (carragheen), 615 nucleotides long. RefSeq lists its product as hypothetical. The record is from RefSeq and is a predicted model, not a curated record. The transcript has a single exon. Lineage: Eukaryota; Rhodophyta; Florideophyceae; Gigartinales; Gigartinaceae. The coding region runs from base 1 to 615 and encodes 204 amino acids. Gene Ontology annotation, molecular function: sphingosine-1-phosphate phosphatase activity.